AGCGAUUUCCCGCAGCGGUAAAAGUCCAACUGUGUUCCAGUGAGACAGGUGUGGGUCAUGUCUUGCUGCUGUGGAGAGCCAGAGAAGGACCCUGAGGAAGAGAACGUGACGCGAGCUGACGAGCCGAAGCAGUUUGGUCCUGCUCCAAAUCGGAGCUGCACCGAUUGCUGGUGCUUGAUUGUCCUGCUGGCCUCAUGGGUGGCAUGGUGCGUGGUCACGGUCAUGGGCCUUACGGAUGGAAACUUGCAAAGGCUCUAUCAGCCCCGUGACUACAUGGGUGCCUACUGCAAUCUCAACGACAAUUGGAAUGGAGGCCUCAACUUGGAAGGUUACGUGAAGCAAAGCUACACCAUGAACGUGAGCGCCGUGACUGACGUCAUUGUCAAGCAGAUGAUGUGCUCUACCGCCGCAAGCGAAGUGCUCACUCAGACGAUAGGUGGUAACCCUCCUCUUUUGCCGACCAUUUCAGAGCAGCAGGAUUACCUUUGUGCCUGCUGCCGUAUCCCUUGUCAAAAGUGUGAAGGUACGCUGCAAGUGGGCGGUGAUUUGACUGCCGUCGGCUCUAUCUCCACUGUGAUCACGGACAAGUUGGAAGAGCUGCGUGGCAAGGUGAGUGCGGACAACCUCUUCUCGCCUUCUGGUGCAAAUGGGCAGGUCUUUACGGACAUGUGGAAUGAGGCAAACCUCUAUUUCAAUGAGGUUUGCCUUACGUCGUGCAACGCAAACUUUGCAAUGGUGAAUGCAUCAAUGGAUGACUCGGACAACACCUCAACCUCAGCGGUGCGAGAAUAUGUCUACAGCAUGGCUCCCGACAACGACUUAAAGCCGGCCUAUGAAGCGAUUGCCGGCUAUGUGGGAACUAGGGCUGAUGCCACUACGAUCAAAAACGUGAUUCUCGACAACUUCAAGUUCGAUGCCUUGCCGUUGGACGUUUGCCCCUACAGCGCUUAUCGAUGUAUCCCAAUGCCUGGUGUGGAGUUUACGGAGCUGGUCACAGAUUCGCCCUAUUGUACUUUCAAGAUGUCAGCUGAAGUGAUUGCCGGUGUUGGAGACGCUUUGAGCGGUACUUUUGAAUCUUUGGGUUUGAAUGCCAUGGGUUCUUCAAUCAUGGACACUGUGGGCACGUGGAUUGGAGAUUUCCAGAAUGCCAUUGAUGCCUUCUGCCUGGUGGUGCUGAGCUCUUUCAUCAUUGGCUUCAUCUACAUGGUCAUGUUGCGCUUCCUGAUUGGCAUUUGCGUGUGGCUUUCCGUCUGCUUGUUCUUCAUCGUCCUCAUAUUGGCUGGCUUCUUUGCCUUCAUCUCGUCCUCGCGCUGUUCUGGUACCAGCCUUUGGGAGACUGGUCAGACAAUUGUAGUUGGUGCCUUGACGACCGCUUCAGUGGCUGUGACAAACCUGGUGUCCCAGACGACGCCAGCCAGCGAGGAACUGAGCGGCAUCAACGGUGGCAACUACACAGGAGUGCAAACGUGGACGAAGAUGGGCUACUACUGCGCAGAUUGGGGCCUUUCCACCAACCUCAAUCCUGCCUACAACUCCACAAACUACCCGAACUCGGACCUGCGGAAGAACUACUGCCGAAAUCCCUUCAAGGAAUCCGACGUGUACAAGGCCAACACGAUUUGGUGCCACACCACGGAUAAUGAAGUCCGCUGGCAGGAGUGUAAUCCUAUUGGCGUCAUUCGACCAGUCUGCAGCGGAGGUUAUGACAUUGACAGUGAGGAACUACGCAUCGCAUUGGAGGUCAUAUCGUACAUCCUGUGGGUUCUUGCCGCCAUCUAUGCGAUUGCUGUUUGUUGCCUCACCGACCGGAUCAAACUGGCCAUCGCUGUCAACAAGGUGGCCUCGGUCUUCGUGGUGCAGACGCCGAGGAUAUUGAUCUUGCCAGGUAUCCAGGUCUUAUUCGCUGGUGCAUGGACAUUGGUCUGGUGCCUCUCUGCUGCUUUCCUCCUUUCGCAGGUUCCAUCUGACUAUGUGCCUUCGACUGCCUUUGCCACUUACGCUGAAGCCUACGGCACAACCGACAUACCAGGAAAAUGCACAGACAAGUGGCCAACAGGGUGGGUUUACAAAGAUGAGGAGAACUGCGAGAUGAUCAAUGGCACCAUCCCAGCCUGCUGGAAAUGCGCACAGCCACGUUAUGCCUUCGAUUGGCGCUUCUGGGUGUCCUUCUUCAACUACCUCUGGAACAGUGCGCUUAAUGUGGCUGUUGGGCAGACAAUCAUUGCAGGUGCAGUUUGCGUUUGGUUCUUCACUCCAAACAACGAGAAGGGAUCGCGAAGAGCCUUUGCCACAGCUGUGUACAAUGUCUUCCGAUACCACUUGGGCUCCUGUGCCUUUGGAGCUUUCAUCAUUGCGGUGAUUCAGCUCAUCAGGUACAUGAUGAAGUACUAUGAGAAGCAGGCAAAGGCGCAGAAGAACCGUGUCCUUGUGUUGAUUUUGAAGUGCUUGCAGUGCGUCAUUUGGUGCUUUGAGAAGUGUGUAAAGUUCCUCAACAAGAAUGCCUACAUCCAGAUUGCUUUGUAUGGAACUCCGUUCUGCACCUCUGCCAAGAAAGCCUUCUUCUUGAUUUUGAGGAAUGCCUUGCGCUUUGGCACCGUGGCUAUUCUCGGAAGUAUGAUCCACCUCAUUGGCAUCAUGUUCAUUGUGGCUGCCACAACAAUCAGCGGCUACUUCAUCCUAUCUGGCAUUCAUCCCUACAUGGCACCGGCAGUUCAAGUCAUCAUCUACUUUUUCACUGGCUACUUCGUGGCACGUACUUUCACCUCGAUCUUUGAGUUGGCAGUCGAUACCACACUUCAGUGCUUCCUCUGCUGCGAGGAGCUGAACAUUGCUGAGUUGGGUGAUGAAGGAUUCGUUCCCUCGCAGCUGGAGCCAUGGUUGGACAAGUCUCAGCCUCCGGAGCUGGCUUCGCGCAAGAAGGUUUUGAAGGAUGAAGAGGAUCGGAAUGCCGCCGUCAUGUGAGCGCUGUGAGUGUAGCCAGCGUAGGCAGAGUCCGAUAGCGUGAGCGGUGGGGCGGCUGAAUGAAACGGCAAGCACAGCAGAAAGCUUGCAGAGAGAAGCAAACUAGAACAGAUAACGAGAGAAGAGUUCUAAGUUGGGUCUAUAGUAUUACUUUGCUUCGAGUGAUCCCAGUGAUCCCUACUCUG
Durusdinium trenchii is the source of this 3146-nucleotide messenger RNA. NCBI's taxonomy places the organism in Eukaryota, Dinophyceae, Suessiales, Symbiodiniaceae. The record is from the annotation of a GenBank genome assembly.